This is a messenger RNA of Eutrema salsugineum, 677 nucleotides long. RefSeq names its product ubiquitin-fold modifier 1. Gene Ontology annotation, cellular component: nucleus; cytoplasm. The transcript has 4 exons. The record is from RefSeq and is a predicted model, not a curated record. Bases 137 to 427 code for a protein of 96 amino acids. Lineage: Eukaryota; Viridiplantae; Streptophyta; Magnoliopsida; Brassicales; Brassicaceae. Gene Ontology annotation, biological process: protein K69-linked ufmylation.
UGGCAUUUUAUCUGGUUUCACACACGACUCGUGAACCCUCUUGGUGUAUGCGUCGUUGAAACGCGACGAAAACAAAAGGAAGAAAUCGAAAACGCCAUUUUCACCGUUCUAGCCUGAUCUCCUCCCUCAUCGGAAAAUGGCCACUGGUGGAAAAGUCUCCUUCAAAGUCACUUUGACUUCGGACCCUAAGCUUCCUUUCAAAGUUUUCAGCGUUCCAGAGGGAGCUCCGUUCACGGCGGUUCUGAAAUUUGCAGCAGAGGAAUUCAAGGUUCCUCCGCAAACCAGCGCCAUCAUCACUAAUGAUGGGAUCGGGAUCAAUCCCCAACAAAGUGCAGGAAAUGUGUUCCUCAAGCAUGGCUCUGAGCUAAGACUGAUCCCGCGCGAUAGAGUUGGAUCUGCGUUUGUUAUGGAUCCAUGGUUGUUUUAAGCAAUGAGUAAAACUCAGUUCAUACCUUUUAAAAAACCAACAUAUUGAAAUGCCUAAUGUACAACUUUGCUCUUUGAAUAAAUAUGUACUGCUCACAUCCUCCUCCUUUUAGGGAUUAAAGGGAACUGGAUUUGGGUAAAGUUAUAUAUUUCUGGGUACAAUUCAUAUUCAUAUAUGCUUCAUAUGAUGUAUGUGCACUAUACAGAGUAUGCUUCUCUAUGAAUGCAAACUUGAAUGUCUGUGAGUCUCU